AUGGAGGUAGAGGCAGCGAGACCGAGUGGCAGCGUCAACGAGAGCAGGUGGUUGAAGCUGGGAGUGACGCUUCCCGUCAGGAACAUCCAGGCUCUGGUGGCGUCCACAGGCGAGCUGACGGCCGACACGAUCGAGCGGUACAUCCAGCCCGACAUCGACGCCCUUGCUGUUCUCGACGAGCACUCCGAGGAGGUUCCGGUGAUCGACGUCGGGAAGCUUUUGAGUCCCGAGUCUGUCGAGGCAGAGGCCGUGAAGCUCAAGUUUGCCUGCGCAGAGUGGGGAUUUUUUCAGGUUGUAAAUCAUGGAAUACCAGAUGAGGUCAUCAUGGGUAUGAAGCAUGAUACUCAGAAGUUUUUUCAACUCCCCAUCGAUGUUAAGAAUGUAUAUGCUCAGCGGCAAGGGGAUCUUCAAGGUUAUGGUCAAGCGUUUGUUGUUUCUGAUGAUCAAAAGUUAGAAUGGGCAGACAUGUUUGCUCUAUUCGCACAACCACCCGAAGCCCGUGAUAUGAGUUACUGGCCAUGUGAACCCAAUACUUUCAGAUUUGGCGCGGCUGAUUUCGUUUUGGCUGUAAAAUUUCCGUUCUGGAGGCGGGAUCAAUAG
Messenger RNA from Hordeum vulgare subsp. vulgare (domesticated barley), 600 nucleotides. RefSeq names its product 2-oxoglutarate-dependent dioxygenase 11-like. The record is from RefSeq and is a predicted model, not a curated record. Bases 1 to 600 code for a protein of 199 amino acids. The transcript has 3 exons. NCBI's taxonomy places the organism in Eukaryota, Viridiplantae, Streptophyta, Magnoliopsida, Poales, Poaceae.